Messenger RNA from Hyaloperonospora brassicae, 708 nucleotides. The record is from the annotation of a GenBank genome assembly. Lineage: Eukaryota; Oomycota; Peronosporomycetes; Peronosporales; Peronosporaceae.
AUGGAGUCUGCCGACGCGACGAAAGCCGACGAGCUGUACAACGACAACACGUUUGACCGUCGCGAGCUCCUGGCGACGCUCAAAGCAAUGCACGCGGCCCAUCCCGACGACGUCGGCGUCCUCUGGCGACUCACGCGCGCCGCGUACGACGUGUCGAACCUGCGCGCGACGAGCGCCGACGAGAAGAAGGCGCUCAUUUACUUUGCUCACGACGUGAUCCAGAGAGGUCUCGAGCGAACGCCCGACGCCGCUGCAGUGCACGUCUGGUACGGCAUCAUCUUAUCGUCCAUUGGCGACUACGAAGGCUCGAAAGUCUCGAUCGCGAACUCGUUUGUGAUCAAGCGGCACUGGGAAACCGCCGUGCAGCUCAAGCCGCACGACCCGAUCGCCUACUACCUCCUCGGCCGCUGGUGCGUGGCCAUUGCGGACCUGUCGUGGCUCGAGCGCAAAGCAGCGGCUGCGCUCUUUGGCACGCCGCCUGACGCGUCCUAUGACGAGGCGCUCGCGUUUCUCCUCAAGUCGGAAGCGCUGGCGCCCACGACGUGGAAGGCGCGGGCGCUGCUGAUUGCGCGCGUGUAUGACAAGAAGAAGGACCGUGGGAAGGCGCGAGAGUGGGUGGACAAGGUGCUUGCGGCUCCCAGUAGCACGGAAGAGGACGAGAGUGUCCACGCCGAGGCGCAGGCGCUCUUGAAGAAGCUCGUCAAUUGA